AUCAAAUCACAGAGCUCUGCAACACAGCCACAAUGCGGCAGCUGCAGCUCCUCAUCCUCCCCUUCCUAUACUGCCUUUUCCUCUUCCAAACCUCCAAUGCCCACAACAUCACCAGCCUCCUCGCGAAACACCCAUCCUUCUCCACCUUCAACCACUACCUCUCCCUCACCCACGUCGCCCCUGAAAUCAACCGCCGCACUACCAUCACCAUCCUCGCCCUCGACAAUGCCGCCAUGUCCUCCCUUCUCUCCGAAAAUCCCUCCGUCUACACCCUCAAAAACAUCCUCUCCCUCCACGUCCUCCUCGAUUACUUCGACUCCAAGAAACUCCACCAGAUCACCAACGGCACCGUGCUCACCGCCACCAUGUUUCAGGCAACUGGGUCUGCCCCGGGAAGUUCUGGGUUCAUCAAUAUCACCGAACUCAAGGGUGGCAAAGUUGGGUUUGGAGCGGAAGACAAUGCUGGGGUUUUGAACGCUUACUUUGUCAAGGCAUUAGAGGAGAUCCCGUACAACAUUUCCGUGAUUCAGAUCACCAAGGCUCUGCAAUCAGCUGCAGCGGAUGCGCCAACGCCUGGCCCGAGUGAGCUUAACUUGACUGAUAAAAUGUCGGCUCACGGUUGCAAGGUGUUUGCUGAUACACUGCUGUCAAAUCCUGAAGCCAUGGGCACUUAUCAGGAUAAUAUUGAGGGAGGAUUGACAGUUUUCUGCCCUCUUGAUGAACCAAUGAAAGCAUUUUUGCCCAAAUACAAGAACUUGACCGCAGCAGGGAAUACAGCUUUCCUCGAAUUCUUUGGUAUUCCUGUAUACCAAUCUAUGUCAAUGUUGAGAUCCAACAAUGGCCUCAUGAACACGCUGGCAACUGAUGGGGCAAACAAUUUCGAUCUCACUGUGCAAAAUGAUGGGAAUGAUGUGACGCUCAAGACCAAGGUGAACACCGUGAAGAUCACUGGAACGUUGCUGGAUGAGGAGCCGGUGGCAAUCUAUACAAUCGAUAAGGUGUUGAUGCCUUCGGAGUUGUUUAAGGCAGCUCCUACUCCUCCUCCUGCCCCAGCUCCAGUAGAGGCUGCAGAUAAGGGAAAAGCUAAUGCAGCACCAACACCAGAGGCAGACUCACCAGAUGGGGAUCCGGCAGACCAAACGGCUGAUAAUAAUAAUGCUGCUGGGAGAAUUGAAGCUGAAAUUUUUGCUGCUGCUGGUGCUGGAUUGAGCUUGUUGUUAGGGCUUUUGUAAGUCUUAUUUAAUCAUUUCUAUCUUUUGUAGGAAUAAUUUAGACCUAAUAUGGGCUAAGUUAAUUAGUAGAGCGAUUGUGUUCAUUUUUUCUUCUUUCAUUUUUCUCUUUUGAUAAAUGUUUCUAAUCUGUGUGUGUAUGUGUGGUGAGGUUUCUUCUUGAUUUAAUUAUACCUAGCUGCUGCUUGUAAUUUUUUUUCAUUUGGGUUGUAAGCUUGGUUAGUAUUGAAUACCAACAGAUGAUGUAGAUUUGCUGAUACACAUUAUUUGUUCUGU
Rubroshorea leprosula is the source of this 1505-nucleotide messenger RNA. NCBI's taxonomy places the organism in Eukaryota, Viridiplantae, Streptophyta, Magnoliopsida, Malvales, Dipterocarpaceae. The record is from the annotation of a GenBank genome assembly.